GUACGUGUUCUUCAUGUGUGCCGGCACUGUCGCGCGUUGCAUCUCGCUCUUGUGGCGCACCGGCGAACGCAGCUUUAACAGUGCCGGCUAUGUGGCAUUUACAUGGAAUCUGGAGCAGAGCAAACGCUACAACUUGAUGGUUCUCUUGGCCGCAUCUGGGCCAAUCAUGUUUGGCAUCUACAUCCUCAUCUUCGUCCUUUUUUUCACCGAGGCAGAGCCAGGGCGUGGUACCGGCCUCCUCAACAUGAUGUUUCAGCUGGGGCUUGUGGCUUAUCCCGCCAAGCUGUUGCUGAUCCCGGCUACGCCGAUCCAUCACUGGACCCCGGAGUGUUUCGCCGGGAUCCACUUCAGGCGCAAGUGGUGGUGCAUGUUCACCCAGAGCAACGAUACCUUCGGCGUGAUUAUCGUGGAUGCUCUCUGGCGUGCCAAGCAUGGGCAUUUCGAGACUCAGACAAGCUGGAGAAGCUGCUGGAUCCCAGCGACACUGAGACCUUCUUGCGCGCGGCAGGGAAGAUGCAAGAUGAAGAGGACUCCGAAACGGAUCCUCUCGUCUUGA
Messenger RNA from Symbiodinium sp. CCMP2456, 556 nucleotides. Lineage: Eukaryota; Dinophyceae; Suessiales; Symbiodiniaceae. The record is from the annotation of a GenBank genome assembly.